AUUAUCAUGUUGUGAAAUGCAAAAAUUAAUUAAAAACCCUAUAAAUACCAACAAUACUUGAAGGUCCUAAAGUGAAAUACAGUACUUUUAUUUAGUAUUAUUGUGUCCUCAUUAAUGAUUAUGUAGAUAUUACUCUAAUAUCGUAGUAAGCACACACUAGGUUGAAUAAACAAUCGUUCAAAAUGUCAGACGCCGAAGUGGAAGUACUCAGUACUUUUAAAAAACGUAAUAUUAAGAAUCGGGGUGGCAGAAAACGUAAAACUUCUAGUUCAGAAGAGAAAAACAGCUCGGACUCUGAUGAGCAACAAGUGGUUCUACCAACGAAAAGGGUGAACAAACCAAAUCCAAACAUACAGUCUACAGCCGGUCCGAAGAAAUCCAAAAUUGAUGUCAUUGAAGAUAAUGAUGAUAGUAAUGAUGAAGAAAAGACUUCUCAAAGGACAACACUAUCGGUUCAACAACAGAGAGAGAAUGCAACAGCUACCUAUGAAUUAGACACAGAAAGGGAUAGAGAUGCCCAAGCCAUCUUUGAGAAGGCUCAGAAGAUCAAUGAAGAGUUGCACGGACAAGCAGAUGAUAAGAUAUAUCGUGGGAUAAACAACUAUGCCCAAUAUUAUAAAAAGAAAGACACGGCAGCUGGUAAUGCCAGCUCUGGUCUAGUCAGGAAAGGGCCCAUCAGAGCUCCAGCAAACUUGAGGGCCACAGUCAGAUGGGAUUAUCAGCCUGAUAUAUGCAAAGAUUAUAAGGAGACUGGCUUUUGUGGAUUUGGUGAUUCAUGUAAAUUCCUUCACGACCGCUCUGACUAUAAACAUGGCUGGCAACUGGAACGCGAGGAGCUGGAGACACCGGGACAAGAUGGAGAUUCGGAUUACGAGAUCCACAGCGAUGAGGAGCUACCGUUCAAAUGUUUUGUAUGCAGAGAGGGAUUCACAAAUCCUGUUGUUACCAAGUGCAAACACUACUUCUGCGAGAGAUGCGCUCUGGAGCAAUACAAGAAAUCGACCCGUUGUUUCAUUUGCAACGCGCAGACCGGCGGCGUGUUCAACCCUGCCAAGGAACUGGAAGCCAAACUGAAGAAGCGACUCAGCGAUGACGAUGAUGAUGAUGAUGACAACGAUGAAUGAUUGAUAAUAAAAUAUGACUU
Molecule: messenger RNA, 1144 nt
Organism: Bombyx mandarina (wild silkworm)
Lineage: Eukaryota; Metazoa; Arthropoda; Insecta; Lepidoptera; Bombycidae
Gene: mdlc
Product: RING finger protein mdlc
Biological process (GO): snoRNA splicing
Cellular component (GO): U2-type spliceosomal complex
Molecular function (GO): metal ion binding
Source: RefSeq, a predicted model, not a curated record